Haemorhous mexicanus (house finch) is the source of this 1581-nucleotide messenger RNA. RefSeq names its product G protein-coupled receptor 3 (gene GPR3). The transcript has a single exon. Bases 426 to 1412 code for a protein of 328 amino acids. The record is from RefSeq and is a predicted model, not a curated record. Gene Ontology annotation, cellular component: membrane. Lineage: Eukaryota; Metazoa; Chordata; Aves; Passeriformes; Fringillidae. Gene Ontology annotation, molecular function: G protein-coupled receptor activity. Gene Ontology annotation, biological process: G protein-coupled receptor signaling pathway.
CCGUGGGGUGCUGACCGGGGGGGCAGGGUCACCCCCUUUACCUGCUGCUGGGGAUUCCCUCACUUUGGCCCCGAACUCCUCGCCGGGGAGGGUGUUUUCCACUGCCAUCCUGCUCCCCUGGAUUUACCCGUCAAAAUCAUGCAGUGCCCAGCCCCCAGCAGCUAAGGCAGGCAGGUGCAGGGGUGGGGUGUGUGCGUGUGUGUUCCCUUCCCUUUAUUCACCUAUUUAUUUUAAAACUAAACCAUCUCGUCCAGAAAAAUCCCCUCGGAGCAAACAGCGAGCACACCCUCAACCUCCACUGCUCUGCCCACCCUCCUGAGGACGACUUUUGGGGGCAAGCAGUGCUGUCCUGUCUGGGUGGCCCAGGGGCAGCUCGUGGACAGCAGCUGCUGAGGGGCUGCUCUUGCAGGUCACCCUCUGCCACCAUGAUGGAGAAAGGGCCCCCCAACUCCAGCGAAGGCCAGCAAGGCUGGUUCUCAGCCAGGAAUGGCAGUGGCAGCUCCUUGGAUCUGGAGUCUGUGGUGCAACCCCUCGCCUUGAACCCGUGGGACGUUGCCCUCUGCAUCUCGGGGACCAUCAUCUCCUGUGAGAACGCCGUGGUGGUGGUGGUCAUCUUCUACACCCCGGCUUUCCGCGCCCCCAUGUUCCUCCUGAUGGGCAGCUUGGCCACCGCCGACCUCCUGGCGGGUUUGGGGCUGAUCCUGCACUUUGCCUUUGUGUACUUCAUCCCGUCGGGGGCGGUCAGCCUGCUCACCGUGGGGCUCCUGGUCACCUCCUUCACGGCCAGCGUCUGCAGCCUGCUGGCCAUCACCAUCGACCGCUACCUGUCCCUCUACAAUGCCCUGACCUACUACUCGGAGAGGACGGUCACCAGGACUUACAUCAUGCUGAUCCUCACCUGGGGAGCCUCCGUCUGCUACGGGCUGCUGCCCGUCCUGGGCUGGAACUGCCUGCAGGAGCCCUCCGCCUGCAGCGUGGUCCGACCGCUGACCAAGAGCCACCUCGUCCUCCUCUGCGCCUCCUUGCUGGCGGUGCUUGCUGCCAUGCUCCAGCUGUACGUGCAGAUCUGUAGGAUCGUGUGCCGGCACGCCCACCAGAUUGCCGUCCAGAGGCACUUCUUGGCCAGCUCCCACCACGCCACCACGCGCAAGGGCAUCGCCACCCCGGCCGUCAUCCUGGGCACGCUGGCGUCCUGCUGGCUGCCCUUCGCUGUCUACGGGCUGCUGGGGGACUGCAGCUCCCCGGCCCUCUACACCUACGCCACCCUGCUCCCCGCCACCUACAACUCCAUGCUGAACCCCGUCCUCUACGCCUUCAGGAACCAGGAGAUCCAGAAGGUGCUGUGGGCCGUGUGCUGCGGCUGCUUCUCCCCCACGCUGCCCUUCCGCUCCCGCUCCCCCAGUGACGUCUGAUCCCCCCAUCUUUCACUCACCAUUGCAGUCGGGGAUUUGCUUUCAUUCCCCCUUUCACUCCCAGAGGCACGUGGCAGGAGCUCUUGGAAACAAGCAGCUCUUCCCAGCCUCGUCCUUUUUGGGCACAACCCCUUCUUUUCCUCUAUUUUUCCACUUUUUGAAUAGAGAG